Messenger RNA from Plasmodium falciparum 3D7, 1374 nucleotides. RefSeq lists its product as uncharacterized. Gene Ontology annotation, cellular component: membrane. NCBI's taxonomy places the organism in Eukaryota, Apicomplexa, Aconoidasida, Haemosporida, Plasmodiidae. The record is from RefSeq and is a predicted model, not a curated record.
AUGUUAUAUGAGUUAAAAAAAAAGAGAAAUCUUCUGAAUAAUUUUUUUCGUAAAAAUGUUUUAGUUGAAAAAGGUUUGAAUAUAAGAUAUUUUCAUUUCAAUAGGAGUCCAGAAGAAAAAAAUGAUUUUAAUUUUUUGAAAAAAUAUAAUUUUCAUUUAUUUAAAAAUGAUGGCAUUUACCAAAAAAAAAAUAUAACGUACUGUACGAAUCCUAAAGGACAAUAUAAAGAAUUUGUAAAAGAGAAGAAUAAUCAUUAUGAAAAGAAAGAAAAAGUAUCAGAUGUUCUUAAUUACCCAGAAAGUAAAUCAUUUCCAUAUGCAUCUAUUUCUAUUAUUAUAGGUAUGAUAGGUAUAUCAGGAUUAUUAAAAUUUUUAAUAUAUAAUUUAAAAAAUUGUGAUAAUGAAAAGAGUAUUAGAUUACAGGUAGAUAAAAUAAUACAUCAUUUAGAUAAAUAUUUUAUUUUACAUAAUACUGAAAAACGAAAAGGAAUGGAUAUAAAUAAUAAAAUUUUUAAUAUAAAAUAUAUAACAUGUGCAUUUUAUAUCAAUGAAAAUAUAUUGCAGUGUUCAAUUCAAUUAUUGACUUUUUUUUUAUCUUCAUGUUUUCUUGAAAAAUAUUAUGGACCUAUAAAAUAUAUUUCUUUAUUUUUAUGUGGAUCUAUAUUUUCUAAUCUGAUAAGUUUACAGUUCUUUAAAUUUUUAAAACAAGUUGAAUCUUUAAGGAUGGUUGAUUUUGUACUUAUACAUCCAUCAGGGUCUAUGGCUUUUAUAUGUGCUUUGUGUUCUUUAUAUUUUAAGAAAUGGGCUAUUUGGAAAAAUAUACCUAUACACUGUUCUGUUUUAAUGGUACCAUAUUUAAUUUCUACCUUUUACGGAAUAUCAUCGUUAUAUAAAAUUAAAAAACACAAUACAAUCAAUGCAAAUAAAGUAACAAAUGAUGAAUUAAAGAAUUAUCAAAAAGAAAUGUUACAAAAUAAUAAAGGUGUUUUAAACAAUAAAUCAGACCAUAACGAUAUGAUAAAUAAUAUUAAUGAUAAUAUAAAUAUACAUAAUAAUACACAAGAGAUAAAUAAGAAUCCUAUAAAUAUGAAAGACUGUCGAAUGGUUGAUACAAACAAUACCUUAAAUACAUUAAAAAAUUAUUUAAUUAUUAAUGCGUGUGAUUCUGUUAUACAGAAGAGGAAAAGGGAAAAUGUGUUUUUUAAUAAAAAAUUACAAAAUUUAAAGAAAGAAGCACAAGAAUGUAUUAACGAAAUAAAUGAUAAGUCAGAAAAAAUGUUUUUUGCUCUUUCAUCUGCCUUUACUGAUAUGUUUGGUAUACUUCUAGCCACAGCAGCUUGCUGUUUUAUGAAAUGUGUUAAAUAUAUAAAAUGA